This is a messenger RNA of Penicillium daleae, 1989 nucleotides long. RefSeq lists its product as uncharacterized. Lineage: Eukaryota; Fungi; Ascomycota; Eurotiomycetes; Eurotiales; Aspergillaceae. The record is from RefSeq and is a predicted model, not a curated record. The transcript has a single exon. The coding region runs from base 1 to 1989 and encodes 662 amino acids.
AUGCUGCUCGCUCAUUUCGCAGCCCUCUUGGCUCUGGCCUGGCCGUGCUCGGCUGGUCCGAUUGCGCGCUCGCUUGCUCCGGGACAGGAAGCUGCAUCGUCCACUGUGCCGCUAGUCAUUAAUACGGUGUCUUCAACUUCUCUCACGGUAUCGGAAACGCCCGCUGCUCUUCAAAAGGACAGUGGGGAUGAUAGUGAUGAUGAUGGUGGAUUGACUGUCAUUCCUGUGACGCCCUCGUGGUUGUUGACGUCCUCUACCGCUGAGGCAUCCUCCACGGUAUCGUCGUCGUCAUCAGACCCUGCUACGUCGAGUACUACUUCUACCCAGGUGCUAGCAGGAAAUGCAAUUUCUUCGACAGCCAUCGAGCAGACGAGUUCAAUAGCACCGUCUUUUGCUACCUUCUCGACAUCAACUUCGACUUCAAGUCCUAGUUCCGUUGCUACGCAUCCAUCCGAAGUAGCUACUCCAUCAAUUUCUACUUCUUCAUCCAUCUCAUCUUCCACACCCGCCUCUACAUCUACGACGUCUUCUACUCCUACAUCCGCGGCUUCUCAGGUGCCCUCUGCUAUUUCUGUUUCAUCCUCGUCGCCUGCAAUUGCCGAAUCGUCGAGCUCAUUCCCUUUGGUCGUUACUAUAUCCUCUUCGAUAUCGGGAAUCUCGACAACAACAACAGAGACAUACCCUCUUUCAACCACAACACCGCGCAACUCGUCCAUGUCCGCAACCAGACCUGUGACUUCCAUCCCUGAACAGAGAAGCUCUGCGACUUCAUACUCUGUGCCUACUAUCCCUCACUCAUCAAGCAAGGUUGCUAGUUUAUCUCAAACUUCUCCAAGGCCACCGGCUUCUCAGUCGGUUAUUUCCAAAGAGACGGCCUCAUCCUCGAACUUGUCCAGAAUUUCUACAUACCAGUCCCCAAGCUCCCCAAGGACCACUGGUGUGCCUGAUUCAGCUCCUGUUGGAGCCUCUACCACAGACAGCAGUGAUUCACGACAACACAUCCCAGUCUACACAAACACUGGCUCUACUCGUUCCACACUUGGUGGCCUUGUUGCCACUCUUGGGGGAAGUAUCACAAAUUCGUUUGCAGCUGAUUCAGUCCAAUCAUCCGGUUUGAGUGGGCUGGCUUCUUCACAGCCGACAGACUCAAUAACGGCAUCUUCAAUCACUACGCUUGCUACUCCUGCCUCAUCAAUUACAGUAAUUACUCCCGGUGGUGCUCCGGAUGUGCAGACAACAAGCCCAAGUGUCGGGAUUGUUGGUCCUAUUUCAGAUUCAGCUUCUACCACCAGUCCCAGCGAGGCUCCGUCGACCACAGCGACACCUACAACGGUAGUGUCCAACAACCCCGUCAUCUCAGCAUCCUCGACAGUCCAAGCUCAGACUACUUCCUCUGAAGUAGCUGCAGCUUCGAUCGCUUCCUCUUCUAGGGCCGUUGUGACACAGCCAGUCAUCGUCUAUGUCUCUGAAGGAGCCACAUCCGCUUUCUCCACAUCCACCAUUACAGAGGCAACAUCCUCUGAUUCUGCGAUUGAGAUGACUCCCAUGCAGGCUAGCUCCACCCAGUCUGCCGAGAAUGCGUCUAGCACAACUGAGCCGGAAAUUACCCAGAUAUACACGAUCCACGCUACAGAGACGCAGAGUGUGACGGUCACCCAACCCGGCCCAACAAUUACCGUCACUGCUUCAACUUCCACAAUUGAGUCUCAUACAUCGACGAAUCCCCAUACUACCGCCGAGCCACAGACCACCCAGAUUGCAGAUCCCGCCCUCAAGGCCACGGCAACCAUUGGCAAUUCAGGCGACGACUCGGGCCUGUUGACGGUUAUCCCAGUCACACCUUCCUCCGGCAUCAUAUUCGUGACUCAUUUCGAGACCGUCACAUCCUGGAAAGAAACGAAAACCGAGACAGUGACGUCGUGGAAGGAGACUACUACCGAAACUGUGACGGCGACAACGACUGCGAUUCGCAUCCAGGUUGUUAGUUAG